Colossoma macropomum (tambaqui) is the source of this 1532-nucleotide messenger RNA. RefSeq names its product nephrocan-like. Gene Ontology annotation, molecular function: protein binding. The transcript is spliced from 3 exons. Lineage: Eukaryota; Metazoa; Chordata; Actinopteri; Characiformes; Serrasalmidae. The record is from RefSeq and is a predicted model, not a curated record. The coding region runs from base 36 to 1532 and encodes 498 amino acids.
UUCAGCACUGAGGCAGCCUCAGUAAUGUCUGCACAAUGUGGACACUUCACAUUUUCCUUUACAGUCUACUCUUCCCUCUGCACUCUCUCUGCAGCCAAACGUGUCCAGAGAAAUGCAUCUGUGAACAGACAGCGUCAGUGCAGUGCUUCAGGGUGCAGGCCAUACCCUCAGGCAUCCCGAGAGAUGUGAGGAAACUCAACUUAGGACACAACCACAUUAAGGAGAUAAAGAAUAGAGAUUUGUCCAGUUUGCCAGGCCUUGAGGAGAUCAUCCUGUCCUCCUGUGGAGUGGAGCAGCUGGAGGGUAACACUUUCAGGGCCCAGAGAGUUUUAAAGACUCUGGACCUCCAGAAGAAUAAACUGAGGAACAUCCCUCGUGGCCUGCCAUCCAGCCUGGAGAGCCUCCACCUGGGCCACAACAGGAUCCACACACUGCAAGAGUCCACCCUGCAGGGCCUGAAGAAGCUCCGCCUGCUGAACCUCCAGAAUAACCUCAUCGCCACAUUACGCUCCAGCACCUUCUCAACGCUCACAAUGCUGGAGGGUCUCUAUCUGGAGGGUAAUAAAAUCGAGACAGUGCAAGGUGCCCUCAGGUUGCCAAAUCUAAAUCAGUUUAGCUUAGCAAAUAACAAGAUCUCGUCACUGCCCUCAGCUUUCUUCUCGUCAUUACAGCUUCUUAAAACUUUGGAUUUGUCCUCCAACCUCCUGAACAAGGUGCCCCAUGACCUCCCACAAGCUCUGCUCCACCUCAGCCUGGAUAGGAACCACAUAAGAACACUAAAAAGUCGUGAUAUGGCGCAGCUGCACAACCUGGCUACGCUUACUGUCUGCCACAACAGACUGGUGUCAGUGGACGGAGGCCUUCGCCUGCCCAAUCUGACCGUGCUGGAGCUGGCAGGCAACCAUCUGCGGGUGCUGCCUGGUCGGCUUUCAGCCAGACUGGAGAAGCUGGACUGUGGACAGAAUCACAUCCAGGAAGUGACCCAUCAGCAGCUUUCUGGAAUGAAGCAACUGCGACAUCUUUUUUUGGAGAACAACACCAUUCGGCAUUUUGAGAGCAAUGCUCUGAGAAACUGUCUUCACCUAACCAACCUGGCUUUAGAGCAGAACCUUCUCUCCACCUUUCCAAACGAGCUUCCUGAAACCCUGGUCCGUUUGGACUUGAAGGGGAACCGCAUCAUCACGAUUGAGGAGCAUGAACUGAAGUCUCUGAAGCGGCUCCAGGUGCUGAAUCUGCGCAACAACAGGCUCUCCUCACUGCCUGCCAUGAGCCUGCUUCCCAAACUACAGACGCUGUACGUGGACGGAAACCCCUGGAACUGCAGCUGUGAGCUGCUCAAGGUCAAGAGGUCACUGCUAGCCAGGGAUGUAGAUAUCAGCUCAGACUUCUGCAGUGAGACUGUCCAUACAUCAGUGGACAUUUGGCAAGCGUACGUAAUGACGCAGGACAAGUGUGAGGAGACUGAAGAGUCAAUACCUGAGAAACAACCUGAGCACACAGACAAUGAGGACUACUACGAUUAUGAUCUUUAA